Messenger RNA from Tupaia belangeri chinensis (Chinese tree shrew), 1886 nucleotides. It is a transcript of the gene FTO, whose product is annotated as FTO alpha-ketoglutarate dependent dioxygenase. Gene Ontology annotation, molecular function: broad specificity oxidative DNA demethylase activity; ferrous iron binding; mRNA N6-methyladenosine dioxygenase activity. The record is from RefSeq and is a predicted model, not a curated record. Lineage: Eukaryota; Metazoa; Chordata; Mammalia; Scandentia; Tupaiidae. The transcript is spliced from 9 exons. Gene Ontology annotation, biological process: DNA alkylation repair; RNA repair; regulation of multicellular organism growth. Bases 138 to 1658 code for a protein of 506 amino acids.
GAGUAGUAGUCCUCUAGGCCCGGAGGGAGAAUGGCGUCGGGCGGGAGAGGCGCGCUGAGAAAACUACAUGCAGGAGGCGGGGUCCAGGGUGCGGGAUCUACGCGGCUCGCGGUGGCGAAGGCGGCUUUAGUGGCAGCAUGAAGCGCACCCAGACCGCGGAGGAGCGAGAGCGCGAAGCUAAGAAAUUGAGGCUUCUUGAAGAGCUUGAAGACACUUGGCUUCCUUAUCUGACCCCCAAAGAUGAUGAAUUCUAUCAGCAGUGGCAGCUGAAAUAUCCUAAACUAAUUCUCCGAGAAGCCGGCAGCAUAUCUGAGGAGCUCCAUAAAGAGGUUCAAGAAGCCUUUCUUACACUGCACAAGCAUGGCUGCUUAUUUCGGGACCUGGUUAGGAUCCAAGGCAAAGAUGUACUCACUCCGGUAUCUCGCAUCCUCAUUGGUGAUCCAGGCUGCACAUACAAGUACCUGAACACCAGGCUCUUUACGGUACCCUGGCCGGUGAAGGGUUCUAACAUCAAAUACACUGAAGCUGAAAUAGCUGCUGCUUGUCAAACCUUCCUAAAGCUCAAUGAUUACCUGCAGGUAGAAACCAUCCAGGCUUUGGAAGAACUCGCUUCCAAAGAGAAGGCUAAUGAGGAUGCUGUGCCAGUGUGUAUGUCUGCAGAUUUCCCCAGGGUUGGCAUGGGGUCAUCCUAUGAUGGACAAGAUGAAGUGGACAUUAAGAGCAGAGCAGCAUACAACGUAACUUUGCUGAAUUUCAUGGAUCCUCAGAAAAUGCCAUACCUAAAAGAGGAACCUUAUUUUGGCAUGGGAAAAAUGGCAGUGAGCUGGCAUCAUGAUGAAAAUCUGGUGGAAAGGUCUGCGGUGGCGGUGUACAAUUAUAGCUGUGACGAAGACUCUGAAGAAGAAAGUGAGGAUGAUUCUCAUCUUGAAGGCAGAGAUCCUGAUAUUUGGCAUGUUGGUUUUAAGAUCUCGUGGGACAUAGAGACACCUGGUUUGGCAAUACCCCUUCACCAAGGAGACUGCUAUUUUAUGCUCGAUGAUCUCAAUGCCACCCACCAACACUGUGUUUUGGCUGGUUCGCAACCUCGUUUUAGUUCCACCCAUCGAGUGGCAGAGUGCUCCACAGGAACCUUGGACUAUAUCUCACAGCGCUGCCAGUUGGCUCUGCAGAAUGUCCGUGACGAUGUAGACAAUGGUGACAUCUCUUUGAAAACCUUCGAGCCUGCAGUUCUGAAACAAGGAGAAGAAAUUCACAAUGAGGUCGAAUUUGAGUGGCUGAGACAGUUUUGGUUUCAAGGCAAUAGAUACAGAAAGUGCACUGAUUGGUGGUGUCAACCCAUGACGCACCUGGAGGGACUGUGGAAGAAGAUGGAAGGUGUGACAAAUGCCGUGCUUCACGAGGUUAAAAGAGAGGGGCUCCCUGUGGAACAAAGGAAUGAAAUCUUGACUGCCAUCCUUGCUUUGCUCACCACACGCCAGAACCUGCGGAGGGAAUGGCACGCCAGGUGCCAGUCCCGAAUUGCUCGAACUUUACCUGGGGACCAGAAACCAGAAUGUCGGCCAUAUUGGGAAAAAGAUGAUCCUUCAAUGCCUCUGCCAUUUGAUCUUACAGACAUCGUUUCAGAACUCAGAGGUCUGCUUCUGGAAGCAAAACCCUAGAAGGAGCACAAGUCUUAGGUGGAGGAGAAAAAGAUCUUGUUGGCUUUCUCCCACAACCUUGUCAUGGGCUUUGGCAAUGGCAAUGUAGAAUCUUUUGGCCCUUAGAAUGUAGAACCUGAGUCCCAGCUCGAACCAGCCAGAGAAUGGAAACCACAAGUGUUAAAAUGCUGAAAAACCACAGUGUUUGAGUCUGAUUUGGUAAUUACACAAGAACUUUUCCCCAUAAAA